AGCUUACUACAAGUUCAGAGAAGAAGGUCUACGUCAGGGAGUCUCAGAAAUCCUGGAAAUGAGAGAAUUUGGAGUGUCACGAUGGCCGAUUUUCAAACUGUGUUAAACGACUUGGUUCUUCUAGUUCGACAAAACACUACGUAUUCAACAGUAUUCGGUGUACUUUUGACGUUUAGCAUUAUUUUCUUCAGAUACCUACCAGUAUUUCUGAUCAUCUGGUCAUGUCUAGCCGGGAUGGCCACUUUCCAUGUCCUCUUUCAGAGAGUGACCUCGUUGCCCAAUCUCUUUGGAAUGUUUGAGAGAGAGAAGUUGCCCGGUGUCCGAAAGUCCACCCUGAGAGAGGCGUACCAUGGACGAUGUCCAGUCUGUGGCAACGAUAACUGUAACAGACACAGAGGGGAGCUGUACCAUACCAAUUACCAACCAUGGAUAGAUCUGAGCAUUCCAAAGAGAGUAGACAAUGCCUUGUCAGAGUUCUUUGAGUUGGUUUUCAAAGAUUAUGUAUACUCUUGGUACAGUGAGUCCGUCAGCAAAGAUGAGGAGUUUGUGAGGGAGCUUAGGACAUCUCUUAGAUACGCCAUAUCGGUAAUACUCCGAAGACUAAAACAGAUUGACCUCCCUACACUUAUCCUCCACAAACUGGUCAAAGCGGAAUUAAGCCAUCUUGAUGUUUACCUUAGAGCAAAGAAAAAAGCCCGAUGGGGAGAAGACAUUCAGGAUUUGACGAUUAAGAUGUAUGGUGAUCAUCUUCAUGUUGCCAUUAGGAACAGGCAUACUGAGCUGGAGUACGUGAGGAACCUUUGUGAACUUCUCUUUCCAUUCAUCGUCUCGAAUGAGCACCAACAGAGCAAAUGUACAAUAUCGUUCCUGAGGGAGCUACUAUCCAGGUCUCUCAUCAUGCCUGCUAUGGACGUUAUUGCAAACCCAGAUGUUGUCAACAAGAUGCUUGAAGUCUUUUUCGAUGAAGAACCCAUGGCAAAAUCUACAGACCCACCGACAGAACCUGUUAACAUCUUGAAAGCGUUUUGCGAGGCCAAACCAUGCCAUAUUUCUAAUGCCCUUCAUUAUGAAACAUCAGAGAUUCUCAGCAACAGUACUCUGCUCUUCCCGUUCCUUCAGUUCAUGCGGAGAGAGGGCGCUCUAAACCUUCUCCAGUUCUGCCUGACAGUCGAGGAUUUUAACAGACGAAGCCUGGUCCCCGACAUGACAGACCAACAGAAGCGAGACCUUCAUCUGGAAGCGAAGGAGCUCUACAAUCUCUACUUUGCUUCCGACGCUGUGGAUAGGAUCAAUUUUCAGGAGGAUGUCAACUCAGCAUUCCAAGACAUUGUUACAGGACCUCCUGAAGGAAUUAUUAAGAUGAGGAAGACAUUGACCCUCUUUGAAGCUUAUGAAUAUGUGUUCAGUCUGCUAGAGAGUACAUACUGCCCCCUGUUUCAUCAUUCAGAAGAGUAUUACACCUUGUUAUGUGGAAAGAGAAGACUUGCAUUGGCAAGGGGAUCAAGCAAAGUGGCAAGCAAGAGGCCGAGUGAUACAUUUGCUGCCAUGAGCAAGCUGGGAAGUAAAAUCAAAGGUGUCUUCAAAGGACAGUCAGAUGGAGACAGCCUGUUCAAUCUUGAUCUCUAUGAAGAAUCGAGUCAACCAUCGUCUGAUGUAGAUCUAGCCUCUGACGACGAGGACACACACCAUACUGGCGUAUCAUCACCCCAGCAUGACCUGAGCGCUUGGAGGGUUAGUAUACCGAGCGUCGAGAUGAAGUUAGAAGGAGGAAAGGAAGGAUUUGUUUUCAUCAUCGGCAUUCAGAGGAUUGAUGUCAGAGAAGGAGAUGGAGAAAAGAACUCGUGGCAGGUUGAAAGGAGAUACCAUGAGUUCUAUGCACUGGAACAGAAGUUGAGAGAAUUUCAUGGUGUGUUUGAAGAUGCUCAGCUGCCUGUUAGACGGCCGUUUGGAAGCAAGUCACAUGACUUCAUGGAGAAAAAGAGGCCUGGCUUAGAGAAAUAUCUCAGGGUUCUUCUCACCAAGCCCAUCCUAAGGGGAAGCCAGCUCCUCUAUACAUUCCUGACAACCAAUGAAGAGUUUGUUAAUAAGAUCUUUGGAGAUGUCAAUCUAGGAAAAUUUGUGCGUUCAGUCUCAACCAAGGUCAUCAAGGAGAGAGGACAGCAUCUUGAGCCUUUCCUGGUAACUUUCUUAGCCUCAGUGGAAGCUGCCAAACCUAAAGCAAGGACGGAUGAAUUUGAAACAGAUCCAAACCUAACGGAUAAAGAAAUGCUUUCCAAUGUCCAUUUUGAGAACAAUGCUAAUCAGGUGUUAGACCGGUGUAAUCUUAAGGAACCUUGGGCCAAUCCAGAGGCCAACUACCUACAACUCACUGGAAUCAUUCAAUAUAUCUUAUACUUGGCUCGUUCUGUUCUAGAUGUGCCUGUCUGGAUGCAUCAGAUGACCGUCACUUUUGCCAAGAUAUUUGGAAACUCAUUGGAAACUUAUGUAGAUUAUUUCGUCAACACCAAGACAGAUUUGUUGAAGACGGAGCAGAUGGUGGAACAUAUCAUUCAUCUCCUCAGAGAUGUACUUUUCUUUGAUGACGAUCCACCCAGGACGGAUGCACAGAAGCUUGAAAGGAAAGAGUUUGCUUUUGAACAGAUGCUGAAAUUCUUCCCAAGUAUUGUACCCAAGGUGCUUGGAGAAGAAAAGUUCUAUGAUGGAUGUAAGACCGUCUUUGAUUCUCUCCAGUAUCCCAAGCUAAAUAAACAGCUAUCGUAUAUUCUCUUGGACAUUGUCAUCAAAGAAAUCUUCCCGGAAUUAUCAGAUGAUGAUGACACAGAUGAGGAAGCACCACAGUACCAGGAGGAUCACUAUGAGAAAGACUAAAUUAAAUUAUACCAUAGGAGGGUGUUGCAAGGAAAUAUUUGCAAUCGAUUGCAGAUAUUCUGUUGCAAUUUUACAACUGAUAAAGCAAUGUUAACAGUAGCAAAUGAGAUUACACUCCAUGUUUCAAGGAGCAGAUUAGCAAUCAAUCAUGAAUUUGCAGUUAAUUGCAAGACUUAUGAUUGAUUUUAUUAGAGACCAAAAAUAGACUUGCAAUUGAUUGCAAGUUUCUUGCAACACCCCAUUAGUCUGACAAAUUUCAUCCCUGUAUUUUAAAGGGGAAGUUCACCCUGACAAAAGAAUUUAUUGUAAAAAUUGAAAAAAAAACGUACUGGUGAAAGUCUUAGGAAAGUCUAUCAAAGAAUAAAUAGUUAUAAUUUAUAUUUUUAGAUUUGUAAUGUCGUAUGCAAGCAGGUUUCAUACUUAUUGUAUGGUAAAAACAUCAAUGAGACAUUAUUUUGUUGUAUCUUCUCUAAAUCAAUAUUCAAAUCAUUUCCACCCCCGCUCAUGAAAUGAUUUUAAAAAAUGAGUCAUCGUAAAGCAUUAGAGAUUUAAAAUUUAUGAUUUUAUAUUACAUAGCAUGGUUGCAAAUGACAUCACAAAUCAAAAACUUUAAAUUCUAAUAACUUUUUUAAUCUUUGGAACUUCCUCAACUCUUCACCCAUAUUUUGUAUUAUUUUUUCUGCCUUUUUGUAGCAAACUUUUUUUGUCAGCGUGAACUUCCCCUUUUAGUGACCAAAUGUGUUGAAUAUGUGUGUAGAGAUCGAUCAACCCAUUUCGCACUGGUACUCGGUGCUUUGUGUU
This is a messenger RNA of Lytechinus variegatus (green sea urchin), 3669 nucleotides long. RefSeq names its product sorting nexin-14-like. Lineage: Eukaryota; Metazoa; Echinodermata; Echinoidea; Temnopleuroida; Toxopneustidae. The record is from RefSeq and is a predicted model, not a curated record. The transcript has 31 exons. Gene Ontology annotation, molecular function: phosphatidylinositol-3,5-bisphosphate binding. Bases 82 to 2868 code for a protein of 928 amino acids. Gene Ontology annotation, cellular component: late endosome. Gene Ontology annotation, biological process: autophagosome maturation.